Molecule: messenger RNA, 1934 nt
Organism: Sinocyclocheilus rhinocerous
Lineage: Eukaryota; Metazoa; Chordata; Actinopteri; Cypriniformes; Cyprinidae
Gene: ankdd1b
Product: ankyrin repeat and death domain containing 1B
Exons: 14
Coding region: 140-1714 (524 amino acids)
Biological process (GO): signal transduction
Molecular function (GO): protein binding
Source: RefSeq, a predicted model, not a curated record
GCCAUUUAACUGUAUGUACUCUGGGUGAGAGCGCAUGUCUUUGGGGCGUGAGCUCUGAGUGCAAACAAAACCAUCCACCUGGUAUAUUUUACAGAAUACAAGUCUUCAACUCUAAGAGCUGUGCAACCAGUACAGUACUAUGGAGAGGAAAGCUCAAGCCAUAAAAGACUGCAUACUGAAGCAGCCUGUUUGGAAAAAGGAGAACCUUCAUCCCAAAACAUGGUUAAAAUCAGACCAUGUCAAAGGUUUUACUGAAUUCAUACUGCCAAAGGACAUUGCAGAAGAUGGUGGUUAUGACUGUAAGGAAAUGUUGUUGGAGGUUGAGAAAGACUUCAUAGAAGCAGCAAAGAGAAACGACGUGGAGGGCAUGAAGCUUCUCGGGAGAGGCGUUAAUGUCAACUCCAAGAAUGUGCACGGUCGAACUGCUCUUCAUUAUGCUGUGGCCUUCAGAAAUGUGGAAGCUGUUGAUGUGCUCCUUCGAAGGAGAGCCAAACUAGAUUUGCAAGAUAUUGAGGGUCUGAACAUGAUGCACUGCGCUGCCAUGAACAAUCACACUGAUAUUGUAGCUUACAUUGUUGAUGACUUGCAAAUGGGAGAACUUGACAAAGAAGACCAAUAUGGUAACAGGCUUUUUGCCCUGGCCGCGGCACACGGCUGUGUUCGCAUGCUACAGAUGCUGAUGGAGGAGCCUUACAACAUGGCCGCCAUGGAGGAAAAUAAGGUUGGGGACACACCUCUGCAUCUGGCAGCCAAAAAUGGUCAAUGUGAAGCGCUGCAGUUACUUCUAGACAACUUUAACAUUCGCAAUGAGGUCAACCAGGCAGGACAGACCGCUCUGUAUCUGGCUGCAGAUGGAGCUCAUGAGGACUGUGUACAAGCCCUGCUGGAGGCACAGUGUGACCCAAACAUCUUCACCUUAAGCAGAAGCAGUCCUCUGCAUCCAGUCUGUGAGAGGGGCCACUUUCCUAUUGUCAAACUCCUCAUCAAUAGUGGAGCCCAAAUGAACGCUCAGAACCAGCAAUUGCACACUCCAUUUCAUCUGACAGUGAAGAACUGUCAUAUUCCAGUAAUCCACACCUUACUUGAGGCUGGCUGUGAUCCAAACGUAAAGGAUCAUAUGGGGCAGACUGCACUCCAUAUCGCCGCUGAGAUGGGAAAGGUGGAUGUGGUGGAGAUGAUUCUGAAAGCUGGGGUGGAUCUGGAGAUUCAGGACAGGCAAAAUAAAACAACUCUUAGAGUGGCAGCGAGGGGAAAUAUGGUGAUUAUUGUGGACAUGAUCAUCAAAGCUGAGAGAUAUUUCAGAUGGAAGCACGAUUUUCAAAUGACUAAUACAGAUGCUAUUGAGAGCCUGCACAGCGAAUCACCGCUGACGUUUAAAUUAGAUCACUCUCCUGACACAAAGCCGGUGCGCGAUAUAAUAUGGGACCUCGCAUACAAACACCUCAAGCGCAAUGACUGGAAGAAGUUGGCGGAGCUCUGGGAGUUCACAGAUGAUCAGGUGGCUGCCAUCGAGGAGCAGUGGACAGGUCCUAACAGUUUCCAAGAGCAUGGGAACAGGAUGCUUCUGAUCUGGCUUCAUGGAAUCAUGAUAGAAGGGAGCAGCCCAGCCAAAGGCCUGUAUGAAGCACUGCUUUCUGUUGGGAUUACAAAGAUUGCUGAAAAAAUAAGAAUGGAAGGAACAAACAUUGAUACACGGAAAUGCACAGUUUCAUGAAUUCAAGAUGCUACAAAGACUGCUAUGAACUAAAAACAGCACUUUAAUUUCUAAUUGAUCCAACAAUUAACUUUAGUACCACCUGUGGAUUAAGGUACAGUACAAAUUAAUACAGUAGCUGACUGAUCUGAAACAAGGAAUCAGAAAAGUGUUGCAGAUUUUGAUUAUGACUUUGUAAAACAUUAUAAAGUAAAUGGUGAUAAACAACUUUAAUAAAUUA